AUGUCGGCUGCGGAGGCGGGGGGUGUUUUCCGCAGAGCCCGGGGCAGGACCCUGGACGCGUUUCCCUCAGAAAAGGAAAGGGAAUGGAAAGGCCCAUUCUACUUCAUCCAAGGCGCAGACCCACAGUUCGGGCUCAUGAAGGCCUGGUCCACCGGGAACUGUGACAGCGGCGGUGACGAGUGGGGGCAGGAGAUCCGUCUAACUGAGCAAGCUGUUCAGGCCGUCAACAAGUUGAAGCCCAGACCCAGAUUCUUUGUUCUCUGCGGGGACCUCAUCCACGCCAUGCCAGGGACGCCCUGGCGGAAGGAGCAGACCGCGGACUUGCAGCGGGUGCUGGCCCGCCUGGACAGCGACAUCCCGCUGGUGCUCGUCAGUGGCAACCACGACUUGGGCAACGCCCCCACGCCCGAGACCGUGGCAGAGUUCCAGCGGACCUGGGGGGACGACUACUUCAGCUUCUGGGUUGGGGGUGUCCUGUGCCUCGUGCUCAACUCCCAGUUCUGGUACGAUGCCUCCCGGUGCCCCGCCUUGAAGCAGGCGCAGGACCAGUGGCUGGACCAGCAGCUGAGCGUCGCGGGCCGGCGCGAGUGCCAGCACGCCAUCGUCUUCCAGCACAUCCCACUCUUCCUCCAGAGCAUCGACGAGGACGACGACUACUUCAACCUCACCAAGUCUGUGCGCAGGGAGGUGGCUGACAAGCUCAUCCGAGCAGGUGUCACAGCUGUGUUCUCAGGCCACUACCACAGGAAUGCCGGGGGCACCUACCAGAACCUGGACAUGGUGGUAUCAUCUGCCAUCGGAUGCCAGCUGGGCCAGGACACCCACGGGCUCCGAGUCGUCGUGGUCACUGCCGAGAAAAUCGUUCACCGCUACUACAGCUUGGAUGAGCUGAGUGAGAAGGGGAUAGAAGACGACCUCAUGGGCCUGAUGAAGGAAAAGUGA
Puma concolor (puma) is the source of this 942-nucleotide messenger RNA. RefSeq names its product calcineurin like phosphoesterase domain containing 1 (gene CPPED1). NCBI's taxonomy places the organism in Eukaryota, Metazoa, Chordata, Mammalia, Carnivora, Felidae. The record is from RefSeq and is a predicted model, not a curated record. Gene Ontology annotation, molecular function: hydrolase activity.